Messenger RNA from Xyrichtys novacula (pearly razorfish), 5541 nucleotides. The record is from the annotation of a GenBank genome assembly. Lineage: Eukaryota; Metazoa; Chordata; Actinopteri; Labriformes; Labridae.
AGUUUUGCUUGAGAGGGUUAUGGCAGAAUUUGCAGCGCCAGACGGGAAGCUUGGUGAACAUUACAAAAGAGCAGUAAGGAGAAAAAGAGGCGUGCAGUGUGCUAACCUGACACAUGGGACUUUCCACGAGAGGAGGACUGCAGAUUUGCACUGCGGGGACCAACAGGUUGGUGAAAUAAACGGGGAAGAUUAAUCUGUGGCUACGACUGUGAUGUACAGUGGAUUAUGGACUGAAUAAUGAAUGUGAUCAUCUCAAAUAAGGUUUAAAAGUGCUAAAUUUGAGCAAAUGCAGUGAAAUAAGUGGUGUGUGCUCUUUUAUUUAAAAUGCUAAAAAGUGCUUAAAAGCUUUUUUAUGCUACUAUUAUUAUUGUUAUUAUUUUGAUUUAUAUUAUUAUGCUGCAUUUUAUUAUAGCAUCUGAUCUUUAAAGCUAAUAGAGGCCCAAACUAAAGUCUUUAUACUCUCUUAAAAUGUUAUGAUCCUGCAGAAAGAAAUAUAACCCACUGUAAAUAAAUCAAACUAAUAAUAUGCACUGCUUUUAAAAUGUAAACAGGCUUUCAUGAUUGAAUAACGAGUAUUGCAGAGGCUUACAACAAUACGUUGGAUGCUCGUCCUGAGUUAUUGAUUAGUGUAAUAAUAAAUAGAGCAGCUUUAUGUAACCAGUUUCCAUCUGCCUCAGCUGUGGACUCUAAGGGAGAACACAUGCAAAACAAACAAUCAGAGUUUGUGCAGCCUAUAGAAGCCUUCAUCUGUCACCAUGGGCAAACUGCAAUGAAAGGAGACGUGGUAAAGUGAGGAAAUGAAAGCCCAGUGAGGAAGAACUCAAUAAAGCUGUGCGACAGUGGCAACAUGAGGCCGAGAGGGUUCGAGAGUAUUAUACUGUAAAAAGUUUAGAUCGGAUUCAUGCUGUGCUGCAUAGUUAUCCUUUCUGCAUUAUUCUUUAUUCUAAAUUAUGGACUUUAGAUGUAACACACUUGGCCAAAACAAAAGAGUAAAUAGCAAACUUGAUAUGCUGCUAGUUAUGAAGGUCUAAAUUCUUCUAUUUCUCAUGAAAUAAAGAUUGGUUUGCUGAUGUAAACUUGCAGUAUAGAAGUCCAAACUUUUUAUAAAAUGUGCUUAAAUGAUGAAUUCAGUGGUUUUAAUCUCAUGUAAAUCCCUGAAACCUUUUAAAGGAAAAAUAACUUGUCAUAAAUUGAACCAUGAAUGAAUUCAGCCCCAUAUCCUCAAUAGUGUGCGUGACAGGUUGCUAUUUUUAGUCAAUCUAGCAGUGACAUCAUGAGUUAAGGAGAAAAAAAAAGAGGAUGCAGGAGGAUUUAAGACCACGUCCUGCACAUUUCAGCCCACAUGACAUCUCAGAAGAGUUUAAUCCACGCUCAAUUAGUCAAACAUAUUAAGUUCAGUUUUUGUUAUCUGGGUUAUGCUUGAAAAAAAACUCGAGUAUCUCUGAAAACUGGCCUCCAGACUUCCAAUCCAAACUUCUUCACCUUCUCAGCAUCGCAUGAGCGGAGUCAAAACUGGAGGUGGGAGUUAUUUUGGCGCUAGCAGAGCACGUCCGCCCGCCCGACCGACCGCAGCCAGUUGUAGCCUGUGGUGCUGCAUUUUAUCGGUCCUUUCAGGCCACACACAGCCAGUCGAUAGCUUUUCUAAUUUAGCUGUCCUUGUGACUCUGUUACAGAGGGCGCAAGGUUACACUUUUCAGAGAAAGAGACCCGUCCUCUAUGAAAAGCUGCGAGCUUCAUCAAAUGCUGUUACAUGAUGUGCUGGCACAAACCAUAGUGUGAAUUAGUCUGGGGAUAUGCACUUGUGUGGUUAUAGACGUCUUUUGGACGACUGAUGGAAUAGCGUGAAAAGUGAGAAUAACCGAAGACUGUACUGCAAGUUUUGCUUUCUCUGAUAGAGACACUUCUCCAACAAAACUGCUACUUUGUACCAGCGGCUCACUGGAUUCACAUGAACUUCAUCUGUAAUUUGACUCAGCUCCCAAAGGGCUGAUCUGCUUAAUUAAUACUUGCAUUAUGCAGGGUAAACAUCCUAUCUUACUCUGUCAGCUUUCUGAGUGCUCAAAUAAUGUGAAUACUCUAUCAGCCGUCCCUUAUGCUCUCUAACAAAACUGGUUCCAGUGUUUCUACAUGGAGAGAGAAUAAGUGCUGCAAACUUCAGGUGUACAAUGCAUUAUUUAGAGAGCGAGUAACCACACACCCACACAUGCUGAUCUUUACUCCAGCUCCUGCCAAUUACUUUAAAACUGUUUUUCUCUCUGCCUGUUAUUUCCACAGCCCACUUCACUGAUGAGGUUCAAAGCAUCCGCCAGAGAGGAGUGACUCGUCCUCAGCGAAGGUGCAAGCACGCCUGCAGCAGCGGCCCCUGUCUCCUGCAGGAUCCAGCCCCCAUUUUCUGCUAGAGUUUGUCCCCGGGAUCAUUCAAAACUGUUUCUCCAACGCUUCUACCAAAAACUUAGACUGUUUUCCAAAGCAGAUUCGGCCCAGCCCUCCCAGGCGGCAGCGAUGGGGAGUGUGCGAAGCCACCGUUACAGCAUUGUGUCCUCUGAGGAAGAUGGCAUGAAGCUGGCCGCUGUUGCCGUCCCAAAUGGCUACGGGAACGGCAAUGUCAACAAGGUGCACACGGAGCACCAACAUCAGAGCCGCUUCGUCAGCAAGGAUGGCCACUGCAAUGUGCAGUUUAUCAAUAUGAGUGAGAAAGGUCAGCGGUAUCUGGCUGAUAUCUUCACCACCUGUGUGGACAUCCGCUGGCGCUGGAUGCUGCUCGUAUUCUGCCUUUCUUUCCUGAUCUCAUGGUUGUUUUUUGGCUUCGUCUUCUGGUUAGUGGCCCUUUCUUAUGGGGACUUAGACAAUGAGACUCAGAUUUGUGUUUGCAAUGUGGACAGCUUCACCGCUGCCUUCUUGUUCUCAGUGGAGACACAAACCACGAUUGGCUACGGCUAUCGCUACGUGACAGAGGAGUGCCCCAUUGCUGUCUUCAUGGUUGUCUUCCAAAGCAUCAUUGGCUGCAUCAUCGAUGCCUUCAUCAUCGGUGCAGUCAUGGCUAAGAUGGCCAAGCCCAAAAAGAGGAACGAGACCCUGGUGUUCAGCCAUUACGCAACUGUGGCCAUGAGGGACGGAAAACUCUGCCUCAUGUGGCGUGUGGGAAACCUCAGGAAGAGUCACCUGGUGGAGGCCCAUGUCAGGGCCCAGCUACUCAAGUCCCGCACCACCACUGAGGGCGAGUACAUCCCGCUGGAUCAGGUGGACAUCGACGUGGGCUUCGAUAGUGGCAUUGACAGAAUCUUCCUGGUGUCUCCGAUCACCAUCGUGCACGAGAUCGACGAGGACAGCCCGUUCUACGAGAUGAGCAAACAGGAGCUGGAGACAUCAGAGUUUGAGAUUGUGGUGAUUCUGGAGGGCAUGGUUGAGGCCACAGCCAUGACCACACAGUGUCGGAGCUCGUACGUGGCCAGCGAGAUCCUCUGGGGCCACCGCUUUGAGCCUGUACUCUUUGAGGAGAAGAACUACUACAAAGUGGACUACUCGCGCUUUGACAACACGUACGAGGUGCCCAGCACACCUGACUGUAGUGCCAGGGAACUGGCUGAGAGGAACUCCAACGCUUCCAGCCCGAGGAACUCCUUUUGCUAUGAGAACGAGGUAGCUCUGGAAAAAGUGGAAAUGGAGGAGCAGGAGGAGGACGAGGAAGAGGAGGAAGAGGAGGAGGAGAACAACAGGGAGAUGAGGGGUGUCGAGGUCUUUGCACUUGAGGACACAAACACCGACGUGGUGUCAGACUCUGAAUGCAAUCUUGACUCUUUGCCUUUGGAAUCAAGGCCUUUGACAGCAGAAUCAGAAAUAUGAGUGCAGAGAUAAAGAAGGGUCAUUUACUACGGCAGGGUAUGUGGAAAGUAGCCUGAAUUUGGUCCCGAAUGCUGUUUUUUAAUGCAUGGCAGUUUGCAGAGAGUUGUGAUUUCAGUAUAAAGUCCUCUAUGCAAAAACUCACCAACAGGACGGCAGACGUGUUGCACUGUCGAUGGUGAAAAUGUAAAGUCAUUGCAUGGAGCUAGAGUGGUGAAACGGGGUAGACGCCAUCACUUACACGCUGUGAAGUUGGCAAGUGCGUAAAUAUAAAGUUAAAUCACCAAUCAGAUUGAAAAAAAAAGAGACAAACAUGCUAGAAAAAGCAAAAUUGCAUUGAUUUGAGGACCCACUUCCAGUUUGCACAUUUUGCUGAAUUACCCUCCAAAAAUAAUCAUAUUAAUUCAAAAAGGAACUUUACUUCAAGAUUUGUCUUUAAAUGCCAAUCUAAUAAUAAUUUAUUUUUGUGAAUUCAAGUUUAGGAAUCUUUAUUUAAAGGCUAACAAUAAUAAUAAUAGUAAUAAUAAUAAUAAUAAAGAGGUUUGUUAAUGAGCUGGUCUCUUAGCAAAACAUACUCAGUCUAUCUCGCCGUGGUGGUCCUUAUGUUGCUCCGUGAUGCGAGGCAGGACAAAGAUAUCUUGCACACAUCAUGAGCACAAGCACACUAUGCUCCUCAAUUUAUUAUCUUGUCCAAGUUUGGCGUCUUUUGCAAUGUGUGCCGUGACGAAAUUCGCUGUCCUGGUGAGAGGUGCGGCUUCUAUUAAGCACACAUUGCACCGGUUGUCACAGCAAACAAAUAAAAGCAUUAAAAGGUGAUUUUCUGUGCAGUAUAGUGCCCCGUUACUGUGACUUUGUGCAAUACAGAUCUUUGGUAGAAUAUGGCAGGAAGCUCAGCCCUGAGCCGAGGUUGUGAAUGUUGAUGAUCAGUGCUGCUAAGUAACAUAUUGUAAGUUUAGAGAGAAAUCUAGGAGCCAAACUGUAUUAUUUGUCAUUCAGAGUAUCAGUUAUGAAGAUUGCAGAUGCCGCCUCUAUUUGUAGACGUAGUCGAGCAUGAAUUUGACAGUGUGUCACUUUUCCCUCGUCUCCCUCCUCCCCGUUUUUGCACAAAAGCCAAACGUGUAAAUUGAAGAGACAGACAACUGUUACCCGUCCCUUGGUUUGUACCCUUUUUUUUUUCAGCGGUUGGAUGUCAGGACAUUAAAUCAUUUGCUUUGACGUAGUUGACAUCAUGUUAAAACAUCAGUGUUCAUGGCGUGCACACUCCCCGGUUAACCCUUACACUUCGCUGCUGCGGGUCUUGUGAAGUUAUUUUGUCAUUUCUGAAUGGGCCCUCGCUUUUUUUCUUCAUGAACAUCAUGUCGUCUUAGAAAGCUUCCCUGAGCAAAAUCAGCACACUUGAUUCCAGUCUUACAGGAGAUUGAGCGUUAGUGUUUCUGUAACCUCUGAAGGUGUUUUGGCACAUUAACGCCGGAACGCUCUUCUGCAUCUCUGGUAAGGAAAACUGUUAAGAUGCUUUAUCUGAUCUCUCAAUUCUCCUGUCCUAGCUCUUUAUUUUUCUACCAGGGUCUUCCCAACUUCCUGCACAAACCAGAGACUGUACAGAUUUUUUAUCUUUUGUAAAUUAAGAGGCAAAUACUGUAUAUUGAUAUUGCAGUUGUUGAAAACUGUUAAUGUCCUUUUUUCAAUAAAAAUGCAAGAAAA